CUGAAGCAGCAGCAGCAGCAGCAGCCACAACUAUAGCGAUAGACGAAGCCAGAAGAUCAAAUCCAUAAUAUUGUACGGCCAAUGCCGAGACGAGUUAUCAACAUCCGUAGAAAAGAAAUGAAAAAAAUAGGAAAAAAUAGCCAAACGGUGCUCAAAUGGUGAUUUCUUCCUGCCAGCGGCCAGCGGAUAUCCGUGCGGAUUUUAUACCAACAACAACUAUAGAAACAACAACAACAAUUGUGGCAGCAACAACAACAACAACAACAAGUUGUGCAAUUAGAGCAAAGCUGCUCAAUAAACUAGAAGAGGCUGGCAAAUUGAUGCUACCAAAGCGAUCGGAAAAUCCAAGCAUGUACAUAACAACCCUAAAACGAAGGCUACCCUUGAACCAGUAACUUUGUUGUCAUUACCAGACCCAAAAACCUAAACCCCUAACAAUCUGACUUUCCCUGUGAGCAAGUGCACUCAGUCAAGCCGCCAAUCAAACCACCAAGCAACCAACCAAUCAAUCAAUCAAUCAAUCAAUCAAUCACUCGAUCAAUCGAGCAAGAGAACAAGGAACAAUCUGAGGAACAACACCAUCCGGUUGCGGCCACGUGAGCGACUUAAUGAGAGUUAUGAGAGAGAAAGACCACUCACCAAGAAAGAUGCUUCCUAGCCCGAAACAGGGCUGCGUAUACCCUGCCUUAGGAUUAGUGCCCACAUCGUAUAUAUCACACGUACCUUAUGAGCUGGCCUCCUCGCUGGCGGCCACCACCUCCUCCUCAUCCUCAUCGUCCUCGUCCUCGCCAACGACGACGGCGGCAGCGGCGGCGGUGGCGGGUGGCAGGCUCUCCAGCCAGCUGCAUCAUCACCAUCACACCCACAAUAGCCACCAUCACCACCAGCUGAGCCACCAUGCCAAGGGCAAGCGGAGGAGCAGCUUUGACCAGCCGCUGGACCUGCGACUGGCCCACAAGAGGAAGACGGAGCCGACGGGUCCGCUGGAGGAUGAGAACAGUAACCUGAUUGUGUUCAAGGAGAAGGAGCUGAAGGAGCUGAACAACAACCAUAUAGCCGCCUCGCUGGCCGAUCUGGGCUUCGAUAUGAGCCGGAAGAUGCUGAGGGCACUGCGCGAGGGUGCUCCUCCAGUGGUUCCUGCUGUAGUUCCUCCGGUUGUACCCGGCACAGGACCAGGUCCCGCCUCGUUACCCGCCGUUCAUCCCACGCUGCUGGAGGCCAUGACCAAGAAUCUGCCGCUGCAGUAUCGCAACGUCUUCGCCGGGGUGACCAGUCCGGGUGCAGGAGCGACGGCAACGGGGGCAAGUUCGAGUCCCACCGGUCCGGACUUUCCCUUUCGUCAUCCGCUGAAGAAGUGCGAGCUCACCUGGCCGCCGCCCACAGAGCAACUGUUGCAGGUGCAGGUGGAGCUGCCGCAUCCGAAUCCGAAGCUAACCCAGCAGCAUCCCCAGUUGCAGGACUAUCAGACGCGAAGGAAAAACAAGGCCAGAGCCAGUGCUGCCCCAGGAGGAGCCCCAGGCACCACGAAUCCCAAUCUGCCGCAGCGGAACAAGGAUCGGUAUACGUGCAAGUUCUGCGGGAAGGUAUUCCCGCGCUCUGCGAAUCUCACGCGACACCUGAGGACGCACACCGGCGAGCAGCCGUACAAGUGCAAAUACUGCGAACGUUCCUUCAGCAUCUCCUCCAAUCUGCAGCGCCACGUGCGGAAUAUCCACAACAAGGAGCGACCCUUCAAGUGCGAGAUCUGCGAGCGAUGCUUUGGCCAGCAGACCAACCUGGACAGGCACCUCAAGAAGCACGAGUCGGACGCGGUGUCGCUGAGUGCUCUGUCCGGGGUGAGCGAGAGGAUGCAUUGCAUUCGCCGCUUCUGCGAGAAUCCCUCCGAGGAGUCCUAUUUCGAGGAGAUACGCAGCUUCAUGGGCAAGGUCACGCAGCAGCAGCAGCAGCAACAGGAGCGGGAACAGGAGCAGCAGGAGCAGGAGCAGGAGCUGGACCGGGAGCGGGAGCGGGAUCAGGAGCAACGUCAGUCAACGGCAACAUCGGCGGCCAGUUCGUGUUCCUCGCCCACCUCCUCGCAGACGGAGGAGGCCACGCCCACGCCCUGCCAAGAGGAGGAGGACUCGCAGCCCAUUCAGGAGCUCAAGAAGACGCUGGCCUCCAAGCUGUUUCCACCAAAAGAAGAAGUCGCCGUCAAGGCCGAGGAACUUUAACUUUAAGAUUCAGCCACCAGCCACUUCCACCACCAAGCAUCCUAAGCCAGAGAGGAGAGAGGAGAUCUAAA
Messenger RNA from Drosophila serrata, 2281 nucleotides. RefSeq lists its product as uncharacterized. Gene Ontology annotation, cellular component: nucleus. Lineage: Eukaryota; Metazoa; Arthropoda; Insecta; Diptera; Drosophilidae. Gene Ontology annotation, biological process: regulation of gene expression. The record is from RefSeq and is a predicted model, not a curated record.